GCUUGUCCUUGGGCGAGCAUGAAGGCCUCUCUGCCUUUGUCUGUGGUGUGGCGUGCCCAGUCAAAUUCCAUAAGGCUAAGAGGUGUACUGAAGCUGUGGCUGUGUGAGCUGUGGCUUCUGCUGAUGAGCUCAGGUUUGAACGCCAAACUUCCGCUUGAAGAGGAUGUAGACUUUAUCAAUGAAUAUGUGAAUCUCCAUAAUGAGCUCCGAGGCACUGUCUUCCCCCCAGGGGUUAACCUACGCUUCAUGGUGAGGCCAGAAAGCUGUUUCCCAGGCCACUUCUGCAAAGCAUGGGGCAACUCAGAGAGACUCUCAUUUGAGUUUUAAAAAAUACACAUUUUUAAAUAUAACCAUUGCCUCUCUGAUAUACGAUCACUUCCAUUGUUUUUGCAUAGAACCAACCAAUUGUGAAAGAAGUUGGGGUACGCCCCAGGAGUGCAAAUUUUAGGGCACACCAAUUUAGAAAUUGUGUUUUAAUGCAACUGUUUUUCAACCAUCAAGAAUCAAUACAGUCUUAUCAGUGAAAGUUGGAUGUGAACUAGUAGAAAGUGAGACUCAGGAUAACUCGAAAAUAAGACUUGGGACGUAGCUUUAUCGAGGACUGCUAGAGCAUGGGGUAAAAAAUGUGUGUUUGAGCGUAAUACUCAUCUAGAUAAAGUCCAUGAGUCCCAUCCAGUAUUUACUGACAUUGGUGAAAACAUGUGGGUUGGUCCUGAAAAGGACUUUACUGCAACCAAUGCUAUCCGAAGUUGGCACGAAGAAAGGAAGAGUUACAAUUACGUCAAUGACACUUGCAUCGAGGAGGAGGACUGCUCUCAUUAUAUUCAGCUUGUGUGGGACCACUCCUACAAAGUCGGUUGCGCUGUUACUCCGUGUGCAAAGGUUGGAGCUAUCACAUACGCAGCACUUUUCAUAUGUAACUAUGCACCAGGAGGAACACUGACAAGGAGGCCUUAUCAGGCAGGGCAGUUUUGUUCUCGGUGCACUAAUGAAGAAAAAUGCAUAGACUUCCUCUGCGGUAAUGCAGAACGUGAUGAAGCUGCGUACUACCAGUUCUGGUAUCCACCUUGGGAAACGCCCCGCCCACUUGUAUGUAACCGACUGUGCUUCUUUGUCCUCUUCAUGAGACUGGCGUCUUUGGGACUAUGUGUCAUCAUCGUUAUGAUAAUACAGAACCGGUUUCCAGUUGUCUUAUUGGACUCUCCGAUGAUAAUGUCAGUAGAGGAGGGCGUGAACACUGAGGAUGAAAUAGUGGUGGAGGAGGGAGAAGAAGAGAUUCAGGAAGAGGAAGAUGAACAAUAGGAAGACGAUAACCCCGGAGGAAGGAGAGGAAGAGACACAGGGAGAAGAUAACCCAAUAGAAGCCAAACCCCAGUAGGAAAAGAAAAAUCUCAAAACACUGAAAAGUAGAAUGCUGAACUUUAAGAACAAAAAAUAUAAACCGCAAUUAUAAUAUUUCUCAUUCCUUUUCUAUACCUAUCUAACAAAUUUAAAUUGGAAAACAAAAAUGGUGUGAAUACAAGACUUGCAUUGCACGGAAAAUAUUAAGCUCUUAAAGACCCAGAUAAUAGCAAAAACAACAACAAAAAAAGCCUUAAAAUGUUAUUAUGGUAUCUGAUAAAAACAAGAAAUAAUUCAUAUUUCUAUCUCUGUGUAGAGUUUUUAUAUGGGUUUAAAAGUAUCUAAAGUAUUACGUUAAAUGAACUUGUUCAUACAAGACACUAAGGAUCACUCUGAGUUUAGAAUAGGCAUUUGAUAAAUAUUAGCUUGUUUUUAUUAUUACUGUUAUAGUUGUCAGUAGUGGUUGUAAUUUCCAUGUCAUAUCAAAACACCAAAUGCUUUUUAUAUUUUAUGUAUAUUUGGAAAAUAGUUUACUUGAUAGUAAUGCCUAGUGUCAGAAGAUAAAUUGUAAAAUUUCUACUCCAUGGCCAUUAAUUUAUCAGACUUUCCAUAAUAUUUGUCAAGUAGGUCCAAGAAAUAAAAAGAAAAAUCACUCAUUGUCAGUAAGCAAUACAGUUGCUGCUACAUUUAUAUAACAGAGUUCAAGUUAUCACCUAUAUGUUUAUUACUCAGUAUGUUUAAUAGAAGUCGUGGGAAAAAUAAGUUGACAUACGAAUAGUAAUAUUGAUCAAUUCAUUGAAUAAAAUGUUAGCCUGGCAAAAUA
This is a messenger RNA of Rattus rattus (black rat), 2164 nucleotides long. RefSeq names its product GLIPR1 like 2 (gene Glipr1l2). The record is from RefSeq and is a predicted model, not a curated record. Bases 700 to 1302 code for a protein of 200 amino acids. The transcript has 6 exons. NCBI's taxonomy places the organism in Eukaryota, Metazoa, Chordata, Mammalia, Rodentia, Muridae.